Messenger RNA from Hordeum vulgare subsp. vulgare (domesticated barley), 1166 nucleotides. RefSeq names its product reticulon-like protein B1. The coding region runs from base 101 to 874 and encodes 257 amino acids. Lineage: Eukaryota; Viridiplantae; Streptophyta; Magnoliopsida; Poales; Poaceae. The transcript has 5 exons. The record is from RefSeq and is a predicted model, not a curated record.
AGGGAUUGAUUGAUCCAGCGGGCGACGGCAGGCAGAGUCGCAGAGAAGGCAAGCGUCCGUCGGGCUCGAGCGAGCGAGCGAGCGAGAGAGAGAGGGCAGCAUGAGCGAGCAGGGGGCGGGGCAGGGCAGCAAGGAGGAGUCGCUGAUGGACAAGAUCACGGAGAAGUUCCACGGGUCCUCCUCCUCCUCCUCGUCGUCGGACGACGAGGCGGGGAGGGCCGCCGGGUCGUCGUCGUCGUCCGUCAAGGCCAAGAUCUACCGCCUCUUCGGCCGCGAGAAGCCCGUCCACUCCGUCCUCGGCGGCGGCAAGCCCGCCGACCUCUUGCUGUGGAGGAACAAGAAGAUCUCCGGCGGGGUGCUCGCGGGCGCCACCACCAUCUGGCUGCUGUUUGAGGUCCUGGAGUACCAUCUCCUCACCCUCCUCUGCCACGGCUUCAUCCUCACCCUGGGCAUCCUCUUCCUCUGGUCCAACGCCUCUGCCUUCGUCAACAAGUGCCCUCCCAACAUUCCAGAGGUGAAGAUCCCUGAGGACCUGGCGGUCAAUGUUGCCCGCUCGCUGCGCUAUGAGAUCAACAGGGGCUUUGCUAGCCUGAGGGCCAUUGGCCAAGGCCGCGACCUGAAGAAAUUCCUGAUUGUGGUUGCAGGCCUGUGGAUCCUCUCUGCUCUUGGCAGCUCCUGCAAUUUCCUCACCUUGUUCUACAUAGUCUUCAUGGUACUCUACACCGUGCCUGUCCUGUACGAGAAGUAUGAGGACAAGAUUGAUGCUUUUGGAGAGAAGGCCAUGGUCGAACUGAAGAAGUACUACGCCAUCUUCGAUGAGAAGUGCCUGUCCAAGAUUCCCAAGGGUCCGUCCAAGGACAAGAAGCAGCAUUAGAACAGUAGAGAGUACCCUGCGCAGAUUUAUCUUCAAAGUUGAUCACUACUCGUCGGUUUUCAAGGAUGGUUGUGAACUUGUGAUUCCAUGUCCGUAGGUGAUAGUAGAUACCACUAUCUGGUCAAAAUCCUGGCACGGUCAUUAGUGUGACGUGCAACUUCUACGAACUUAGUAGUCAUGCCAGCUUUUGCUCAGUAUCCUCACUUGCAAGUUGUGUUGGUGUAAUAUGGCAGUGAUGUUUGUGACUUCAGGAGACUUGGUACAAUGAAGUGGCUCUUUGGGUGUGUCAUCA